Messenger RNA from Rhineura floridana, 5263 nucleotides. RefSeq names its product cytochrome P450 2D6-like. Gene Ontology annotation, cellular component: intracellular membrane-bounded organelle; cytoplasm. The transcript is spliced from 9 exons. Gene Ontology annotation, molecular function: oxidoreductase activity, acting on paired donors, with incorporation or reduction of molecular oxygen, reduced flavin or flavoprotein as one donor, and incorporation of one atom of oxygen; iron ion binding; heme binding. NCBI's taxonomy places the organism in Eukaryota, Metazoa, Chordata, Lepidosauria, Squamata, Rhineuridae. The coding region runs from base 443 to 1966 and encodes 507 amino acids. The record is from RefSeq and is a predicted model, not a curated record. Gene Ontology annotation, biological process: xenobiotic metabolic process; arachidonate metabolic process.
GCAACUGUCAUUCAGUAUCCACAGCUGCAGAGGGGGAAACAAGCUGGAUGAAUCUGCCCAAAUACUCUAUCCAGUUUAUUGUUAAUUUUUUAAAAAAUUAUGCCUGUAGGCAGGCUCUAAAAUUUAUUUAUAGCUGCUUCCUAGGUAACAUGCAACGAGAAAUCUGGGCUCCUGGUACGAAGAAGAAAGGUUUAUUUUAUGAGAGCUGGACUAUUAUUCAGUGCCGCUCCCACAAGAUUUUCAUUGGCUGUGGUAAAAGACUACCAAUUGAGAAACCUGAGCAGGAAGCUUCUUUCUUGGAAAAGAGGACGUAGAGGAGAACAGGAAGGAACGGCAGCUAGAACAACAGCACACACGGGACCAAAAAUAAAAAGAGGCUGAAAGCUGAGAGAGGAACGGAAAGGAAAACAGAAGGGGAUUUAUCCAGAGCAGCAAAAAGAUCAUGGAUCUAUUCCUAUGGUUGCCCUCCCUCGUCACAGCUGUAUGGAACAAGCUUUCCCUGCUGGGAGUCUGCCUCCUUUUUUUCAUCUUGUCUUUUGAUUUCAUGAAGCGUAGGAGGCGCUGGAGCCAUUACCCCCCAGGGCCAGUCUCCCUGCCCUUCGUGGGCACCAUGUUGCAGAUUGACUUCAAGAACCCGCACCUUUCUUUUACCCAGUUAAGUAAGAAAUAUGGGAAUAUUUAUAGUCUACAAAAUUGCUGGAAGAAUAUGGUGGUACUGAAUGGUUUCAAGGCAGUGAAAGAAGCUUUAGUCGAUAAAUCGGAGGAUUUUGCUGAUCGACCCUACUUUGCUGCAUACCAUCAUUUGGGAUAUGGAGAAAACAAUCAAGGACUGAUAAUGGCAAAGUAUGGCCAAGGCUGGAAGGAGCAGAGGAGAUUUGCCCUCUCCGUACUGAGAGACUUUGGGAUGGGAAAGAAACCUCUGGAGCAGCUAGUGACUGAGGAAGCUGGACAUUUGUGCUCAGCAUUUAGCUCUGAGAAAGGUCAUUCAUUUGAUCCUCACUAUCUUAUAAACAAAGCAGUUAGCAAUGUGAUCUGUUUCAUCACUUUGGGCAAUCGUUUUGACUACCCGGACCAGAAAUUCCAGAAGUUGCUUCAUCUAUUAGAAGAAUCUAUGAAGGAAGAAGCUGGAUUUUUGCCACAGAUUCUUCAUGCAGCACCUGUUUUGCUACACAUCCCUGGAAUGUUAAAGAAAGCUUUUCAACAUCAAAGGGAAUUAUAUUACCAUAUACAAGAGUUUAUGAAUGCACACAAAGAAACCUGGUGUCCCUCCUAUAAGCGAGAUAUCACUGAUGCAUUUUUAGAAGGAAUUGAGAAGAGAAAGGGUGAUGAAAACACUACUUUCAACGACCAAAACCUCUCUCUGGUAAUUGGUGACCUGUUUGCUGCUGGCACAGAAACCACCACCACUACCUUGCGCUGGGGACUGCUGUACAUGAUCCUCCAUCCUAAUGUUCAGAGUAAAGUUCAAGAGGAAAUUGAUGCUGUGAUUGGUAAGAACAGGUCACCCAAAAUGGAGGAUCAGGCAAACAUGCCUUACACUUGUGCUGUAAUCCAUGAAAUUCAACGAUAUGGGGAUAUUAUUCCUGUUGGGAUACCCCAUAUGACAUACCGGGAUACAGAGCUGCAAGGCUUCUUCAUCCCAAAGGGUACCACAAUCCUGACCAACCUAUCAUCUGUGCUGAAAGAUGAAGCCUUGUGGGAGAACCCACACCAAUUUUACCCAGAGCAUUUCCUAGAUGUCAGUGGACAGUUUAUCAAGCCAGCAGCUUUCUUACCUUUUUCAGCAGGUCGCCGUACCUGCGCAGGAGAACAACUGGCCAGAAUGGAGCUUUUCCUCUUCUUCACAAACCUUCUUCAGCAUUUCACCUUCCAUACUUCAGAGGAUCACCCCAGGCCAACAGAGGAUGGGUGUUUUGCUUUUACACUUGUCCCACAUCCCUAUCAGAUCCAGGCUGUUUCAAGAUGAGUGCAGUCAUCUGCACAGUUCUUCUUAUAGUUCAAAAUAUUCCGUUUGUCAUGUGUAGUGCAAAUUACCUGAAAGACACAACGCUGCUUGAAUUCAUAAAGAAAUAUCUCAAUAGCCCAUCAAUUUAAGUGAAUGCACUCAUUUACUAAGUCACAUUUAUGUAUAUUUUUUUACACCACAUCUAUGUCUGCGUAUCAGUAUGUUCAGUGGUGUAGUGGUUGGUGAUGUGUGCCAGAAGAGAGCCAGGUAUGGAGCCCGUGGGGUAUCACUAUAGGCUGGAUUAUAUUUAGGGUGCUCGGGGGUAGCCAUGCCAGUUGAGGAGAAGAGACAAGAGGUUGUUAAAAGCUGUUGUCCCUUCUGGGCUGCCCUUCAUCUGACAAGAUUUGGGUAACCAUGCCAACAAGCCUUCCUGUCUGGUACUGCAGUUGCUAAAUGCCAAGUCAGAUCACAAUAAAAUAUUUGUCAUCCAUGGUUGAUCGGAUUGGAUUGGAUUGUGGAUGAGGUACUUGACCUUGUGUACAUUACUGACACCUGGGUGGGUGAACUGCAUGGGCCAAACUUGAACCAGGUUGGAGUCUUGAGUGAUUGGGUUGCUGCCACCCACAGAUAUACCAUUGCUCUCACCAGGAAACCAAUUCACCUGGGAGCUGAAUGCAAAGGAUUGUACCUGAGGUUCAGCCACAUAGACAAAAUGUGAUCUUGUUGGUGUACCACUCACCCUGUGUGCUAUCCAACAACCUCCCUGUUGUUAUCUGCACAGAUCUAAUCUCAUCCCUGCCCCAUCCCAACACUAUCCAUGUAAGCAGCAGUGAUGCUGGCAUUGAAAGGGUGGCUCUGUGGCAUUGCUGCAUCACGCCAGCUGGUACUGUGCCCACCAUGUGAUGGUAGUGAAUAAAUUAUGCUUUGCCACCACUAUUGUCGUCAAGUUGGAUGGUUAAAGGGCCAGACUACGGAACAUCUGUUCUCUCAGAGGUCUCCUAUAACAAAAUUAUGAAGCACUUUGAAGACAAAGUCAUUGUCAUUUGGUUUGACUUUGAUGCAGGUCUUGUGAAAGUAUCCAGAGCUUAAGGUUGCCAAGUCUCCAGUUUUCACCCAGAGACUCCAGUUUUUGGCGGUCCUCUCUGGGUGAGUCCACUUAAUCUCCGGACUCUUAGCUUUCAUUUAAAAUAACAAUUAAGUUUCUAGGUGGUCUGGUUCAAAAGAUAUAAACCAAAAUGUCAGCCCCCACCUGCAACUUCUGUUAGUACAGGCUCCUCUAAUCCCUGGUAUUUCAGGUUUUUAUGUGUCUUACAGAAAGUUAGGGUAAGUGGUCAUUACAAUUACAAUUUAUGCAAAAAAAAAUAAAAAAAUUUUUUAAAGUGUUUUAAUACAUGCAAUAACAAACACUAAAUUCGUACCUAUAAAGUUUUUAAAGAGACGGGAAGAGUAUCUCCUGAAUCAAAAGUGCCUAAGUCUUUAGACCAUACUCAUGAAUGAAUACAUACAUUGCUGCUAUAGUGCUUUUUAUAUAAACUGCUGGUACUCUUGCUUGUAGGCUUUAAAUCUGUAUCUCAAUGGAGCAAGAUGCGUAUGUUAUGGCCAGAUGCGUUUCAUCUUGUGUGUCUUUUUCAAUGGCCUUUCAAGCACAUACUCUACAGGAUAAAAAAUGUACAUUGUAUAUUCAUAGAGCUUCAAUUUAUAUGACUGGUUUGAUUAAAAAAUUACCUACAAUUUCUUAAGGGAUAGUGGAAAACACUUACUUAACAGAUUUUCACUUGGAUGAAAAGUAAUAGGUGCAGGAUAGAUUUCUGUAUCCAAAAUAAAUUACAAUUAAUUUUCAAUAUAGAAAUAGAUCUUUUCAUUCCCAUUAAUAAUUAUUUCUUAAAUUGCUUACCAUUUUUAAUCCAGUUCCUCUGGACAGUUUUUAUCAGCAGCAUUCAUAUAGAAAACCCCUCAAAAUACAUGGGGCUUGAAUGCAAAUGCCUGCUCAAGGUAUUUAAAAGGACUACUUGUUAAGUGAAUUCAGCUGUAGGAAUUAUCUUAAAGUGAUAUCAUAAAAAAUUGCUCUUGCUGGUUUCCAAUUAUCCCAUAAGAUUACUUGAUAAUCCAUAAUUAUGUAAUAACUCAGCAUGAAAACCAUACAGUACCACCUUAACUUUAAAACGAAUACAUAUUUAUUAUACAUAUACUGAAUUAGUAAAUCUCAUUAUCCAAUUUGUUACUGACAUUUGCUAAAACUAUUGUUAUGAAUCUUUAUUAAAAAGAGAAUACAUGCAUAACCUGACAUUGUAUUGAUACCUAUUUUCUGUUUUCAUAUUAGAUGUCAUAAUACUGGGAGCCAAUUCAGAUCUUCAUUCAGGCCUUUUGGGGGCCAUGGUUUUUAAAGUGUAUGUCCAAAAGAGCUCUUUCUUCUUUAGUUUAGUUUAGUUUCUAAUGCUGUUCCUGUAGCCUUUUCCAUAACCCAGAAUUUGACAUCCUUUUCUGUAUGCCCAUGGCUAAUGAAAUGUUUGACAAGGGGUGCAUGUUGUCUUUUCUUCUUAAUACAACUUUUAUGCUCACAGAUUCUCAUUUUAAUCGUCCUCAUUGUCAUGCCUACAUACAGAAGGUUGCAUGGACAUUUUAUGAUAUAUAUAACCCCUUUGGUGUUACAAUUGAAAAAUCCCCUUAAAGUAUAGUUUUUAUUGUUACCAUGGUUUAGAAAUUGAUGCAGUUUGAUACAAUUGUUGCAUACACUACACUGAUUACACAGGAAAUUCCCUACAGUUUUGGGAUACAAAACAGAGUAGUUUGGUGGAUUUGUGUUCCUAUUUAUGUUGCUGUGAACUAGGAGGUCCUUCAAGUUUUGGGCCCGUUUAAACACAAAUAGUGCCUUUCUUUACACCUGGGAAUAUCAGAUAGAAGAUUCCAAUAUUUCAAAAUGAUCUCUUGUAUUUUUCCAUUAAAUCCAUCAAAAGUUAGCGGUAUAGUCAUUCUUGUUUCAGUUGUAUUCCUUUUUCUUUGUUCAAGUAGCUGUCUCCUAUCUGUCAUUUUAGCCUUAUAUUUUGCUGUUUUUUAAAAAAUUUUAGGGUAGCCCCUUUCUAGUAGUUGUCCAAUUAGAAAUACAGAGUACUUUCUCUGUACAGAAUUGGGACUUGCUUCUGAGAAAACAUGCAUAGGAUUGCACUACAACAGAAGAUAACAACAGGAUCUUGGUGGGCAUACACAGUAAACAAUUUUAGUUAUAAUUAUAAUAAAACUACAUGCAGGUUUUUUAAUUACUUGCAAAAAUGGCAUAUGUAUUUUAUCUUUUAAAUAAAUUUUGAACAGAAGUUUUAAAAA